Molecule: messenger RNA, 441 nt
Organism: Lathyrus sativus (Indian pea)
Lineage: Eukaryota; Viridiplantae; Streptophyta; Magnoliopsida; Fabales; Fabaceae
Source: the annotation of a GenBank genome assembly
AUGGUUGAAGAAGAGCAUAUUGAUGCAUCUGCAUCAACAACCGAGCCUGUUGGAUAUCCAGGAGGACCGUACGAUACCUCUCUUUUAGUUAAGUACGAACAUCAUAUUGUUAGACAUAUAUGGUUCGGUGAGGAGAGAGUUAAAGGUAGCCGGACAUGGGUUGAAGUUGGUUCAGAGGGUUUCACUACCAGUUUAACAAAGAUAGACACGGACCUGGUUUCCGCAUUUGCAGAGAGAUGGCAUCUAGAGACAUCUUCAUUUCACAUGCCGUUUGGUGAGAUGACGAUUACUCUAGAUGACGUCUCUUGCCUGCUUCACUUGCCCAUCAGGGAAGUCUUCUGGAGUCCUCAAGAUAUCAAUGAAGGACGGGUUGUUGAUUACUUAGGAGUGUCACAGCAACAAGUCCGUGACUGCAAGGGUUCUUAUUAUAAGUUGGAGUGA